UUCUUCUCCACCUCCACCAGUGCCACCUCCACCUUCACCACCUCCACCAGCACCAACAGGAACAGCAGCAGCAGGAGCAACAGCAGCAGCAGCAUCACCACCAUUCGCCUGCCUCCCCCUUCCAUAGGACGUCCCGUCGCACUAAUAAUUCGUGAGUACGUUGCGGUGAUGUUGAGCAUUCCACCUGCCAACAGCAACCGGGCACAUCCCCCCACCUGGUGGAUACCGGCAGGAAAAGUGGCCGCACGCCUUGCAAUCCCAGCAUUUCUGUGUUGGUUGUGGCCGUGAACGGGGCUCAAGUCCAAGGGCACGCGAGAAAGAAAGAAAGAAAGAGAAGGACGGAAAGAACGAAAGAACGAAACAGAGAACGAGAGAGAGAGAGAGAGAGAGAGAGAGGGCGGCCUCCCGGAGUGCUGCCGUUGCCGUUGCUGCUGUUGUUGCCACUGCUGUUCGUCGUUCCUUCCUCUUAUUCUUCUUAUUCUUCUCUUAUUACUACCUCUUCCUCUUCUUAUUCUUAUUCUUCUUCUUCACCUUCUUCUGCUGCGUGUGGGACCCGUCUUCUGCGGCUUCCUCUUCUACGCUGCUGAUACUACUACUACCACCACCACCGUUUCCUUACUCAUCGUCAACCCUCGUUCGAGUUCACCCUACGUCCUGGGGGAAGAAGAUUCUACGGGGAGCAACUCGCCGAGAAGAUUUAAAUAAGGAUUGCCGUUUUACUUGGUCGUCUUCGUCGUCAUCGUAGCAAGUGGAACGUAGAAAAAGGAAAAGGAGUGAUCGAAAGGAAGAUCCCAAACAAGCGAGCGACUUCUAUUCACGCAUCGUUCACAAUUACUUAAUCGAGAGGAUAGAAGAACAUUUCUGAGGAUAAGAUUAAUCAAAUAUCAAUCAGGAUGACUAAUAGAAGACAGUGCAUUAAUCGACAAGUGCUCGGUUUAUUACUCGUUCUACAAGCGAGCAUUCGGUUCGGGCAUGUGGUACACGUGGCCGAGGCAGUGGAAACCGCUCACCCAGCUGAUCCACCGCCCCCGGCAUCGGUACCCACUAGCGUAUCAGGCCCGGAUUAUACCGGACCGUCAGCCGGUGCGGACGAAUGCGAUCCAGAGAUGGUCGGGUUUGAGUUGGUCACCGGCUACGUAUACACCGCGCCCACGAACAUGCUCGAGUCCAUACCGGGAACGUUGAUGCUCACCGACUGUCUCGAAACCUGUCAAGCGAACGAUUCUUGCCAGGCGGUCAACUACGAGACCGGUCUUUGCGUCCUAUUCAGCUCUAACGCCGACAGCAAUCCAGGUGCUCUCUCGCAAUCGCAAUUUCCAGUGUUCACGAUCUACGCUCAGAAGAGUUGUCUCGCUGUGAAACCGUGCGAACGCGCUUGGUGCAUCGACAGAGUACAGGGCCAUCGUCUUCAGGGUCACGCGCGCAGGACCAUGAGCGCGUCCUCGCGACAACAUUGUCUGGAACUCUGCCUAGGCGAAAGGGACUUCCUCUGUCGAUCCGCCAAUUAUGCAAAUGCCACGAAAACUUGCGAAUUAUCCGAUAUGGAUCGAUUAACGGUAGCCGGUUCGAAUGCAUUCCAAACUGCCAAGGACUUUGAUUAUCUCGAAAAUCACUGCGUCGAGGAGCCGGUGAAAAUGUGCGAAUUCAAGAAACUUACCGGCCGUAUUCUCAAGACCGUCGAUUCGGUUUACCAGGAUGUUGGUACGACCGACGAGUGUCGCGAAUUGUGCUUGAAUUCGCCAUUCCGUUGCCAUUCCUACGAUUACGGUGACACCGGUGAUAUGGUUUGCCGUCUUAGCCAUCAUUCCAGAGCAACCCUUUCGGAUAUUCAGGAACCUUAUUUGGAUGUGGCGGAAGCAUCGACGUACGAGUUGAGUUCGUGUUAUAACGUAACGAUCGAUUGCCGUGCCGGGGAUAUGGUAACUAGAAUCCAAACCAGCAAACUAUUCUAUGGAAAGGUCUAUGCGAAGGGUUCGCCGAAUUCAUGCGUGCAAGACGUAAAAGGUGCACUCGAGUUUGAGCUACGCAUGGCUUACGAUGACCUAGAGUGUAACAUCAGACAGCAGGGUCUUGGCCGAUAUCUGAACGACGUGGUGAUUCAGCAUCACGACACGAUCGUGACAAGUUCUGACCUUGGACUCGCGGUUACCUGCCAAUACGAUCUGACCAAUAAGACUGUUUCGAACGAAGUGGAUCUAGGUGUGCACGGUGACAUCACCCCAGCAAUGUCAGAAGAAGUGAUCGUUGAUUCUCCGAACGUAGCAAUGAAGAUCACCGAUCGCAGUGGAAACGAUGCGAUCCCUUCUGCCGAAGUCGGCGACCCAUUGGCACUCAAAUUCGAGAUUUUAGAUCCCAACAGUCCGUACGAGAUUUUCGUUCGAGAACUAGUAGCCAUGGACGGCGUAGACUCAAGCGAAAUCGUCUUGAUCGAUUCCGACGGUUGUCCGACCGACCACGUUAUCAUGGGACCACUCUACAAAUCCGCUACCUCUGGAAAGAUUCUCUUGUCGCACUUCGACGCAUUCAAGUUUCCAAGCUCGGAGGUCGUACAAUUUCGUGCAUUGGUGACACCGUGCAUGCCAAGUUGCGAGCCAGUGCAGUGCGAUCAGGAAGAGGCUACGGGAGAGUUAAGAUCGGUGAUCUCGUUUGGCAGACGCCGUCGUCGUCGUUCGACAACGUCAUCGCAAAGCCGAGAAGAUCUAUUGUUGGUGCAAUCAAUUCAAAUUACGGAUAAGUUUGGAUUCGAGAGAGAAGGGAAAUCGUCGAAUGGCACCUCGGCAACGCGAGACACCGUUUUCAUCGAAAGCACCGAAGACAUUAACGGUUCGUCUAUGGGAGUUUGCAUAAAUCUUGGGGAGGCAAUUGUAGCCGGGACGGUCUUUCUCGUAGCACAAAUUGCCCUAAUCGCGGUAUGGACCUUCACUUGGCAACGGCGUCGACAAAUGUUAAAAAAUCAGGAAGCACUUUCGGUAUCGGUGUCCGUGCCAGGUAUGCACUCACCUGGUUCUGCUCGUACCGACAGUCUCUGUAAGUUAUACGAUGCCGGUUACACUGGACGUCGUUUCUGAACUCGAGAAAUUAAUUUCUUCAAUUAUUAAAUCCCUCUUCGAUCAUCAUCCACUUUUUCGCGUCUCUCGUUCUCCCGUAGUAAACUAUAUAUUAUAUUUUCACGUAGGGUUACUACCGGCGGCGAGUAGUAAUGAUGAUGCACGAAGCGCGAGUCCCGAUUUUUGUCACGACGAACGGACGAUUUUCAAAUGCUUUUCUUUCUUUUGCUUUAACCCCUUUCUCCGUUUUCAUCAUCUUUAUUAAUUUUUUUCUAACUUACUUACUUUUUAUUAUUUUCUUAUUCUACAGAAUCUUUUCUAUCUCGCUUAAUAGCACUCGUCCGUUACCUUGUACUCGGGAAUCGCGUGAAAUUAUUCGUCGCAGUCUGAUUUAAUAUAAAUAUUAAGCUCGACGGCUUGGAUACAGAUAACAGAAAAAUGAUAUUAAUAAACAGAUUGUCUUAAUAUCUAUUCGUGAAACAUGAUUCAAUGUUACAUUCUCUGUCCAAGCCAUCGAUCAAUCUAAGUUGUGCUAUUUGCAAUCGUGCAACUUUACGCUCGUGCAUCUUCUCGAACUCCCACUUUGCGUAACGCCUUAGAUUAUCGUAAUUUUCUACGAACGAACGAACGAACGAUCGAUCGAUCGAUCGAGCUCUCGAAAUAAAUAAAGAAAGAAAUAAAGAAAGAAGUAAGAGUGAAUAAUGGCUAAGGUGAUAGUUCGAAAAGAAACUUCGAUCGGUCGUUUCGUGGUUUAAGGAAGAAGAAGAAGCACGAAGACGUAAAAACAAAAUAUAAAAGAAAAAGAAGAAGAAGAAGAAUAAUAAG
This is a messenger RNA of Polistes canadensis, 3872 nucleotides long. RefSeq lists its product as uncharacterized. The record is from RefSeq and is a predicted model, not a curated record. Lineage: Eukaryota; Metazoa; Arthropoda; Insecta; Hymenoptera; Vespidae. The transcript is spliced from 7 exons. The coding region runs from base 894 to 3068 and encodes 724 amino acids.